AUGUGCCCAAGUUUGUGGGAACUGUCAGUUCAUGGGUGCUGGUGGGCGGGGCGGAAGUUCUUUACCCGCCAUCUUUCUUUCUGGCGCGGCCAUAGUAUCGCAGAGGUCCUGUCAGCUAAGGAAGUCUUGUGGGUCUCAGCCCCGGUAGCAGGGAGAGCUUCUACCCCAGGAGCCGUGAGGCCGCAGGAGGCCCCCGGCGGAGACAUGGUGAGCGUGAGGCGGGACUGUCUAACUUUUGAGGAUGUGGCUGUGAACUUCACCUUGGAGGAAUGGGAUUUGUUGAAUCCUUCCCAGAAGCAACUCUACACAGAUGUGAUGCAGGAAACCUUCAAAAACCUUGUUGCUAUAGGACAAACUGAGGAAGGCCAGAGGAUUGAAGAAGAUGAACAUUUUAGGAGAAACCUAAGAAAUGAAGUGGUGGAAUUAUUGUAUGAACGAAGUGAAGGGAGGCAAUGUGAAGAAAUCUUCAGCCAGUUUCCAGUUACUGUUGUGAACAAGAAAACCCCUCAUGGAGUAAAACUGUGUGAAAGUAAUUUAUGUGAAGACAUACUUAUUGGUCUCCCACCCCUAAAUAUGCAUAACCCCAUUCAAACAGGACAUAAACCAUAUGAAUAUGAGAUAUAUGAAGACAGAGACAGUCUCCAUAAAUUUAGGGAAUCUAGGAAAUCCUUCAUGUAUCCUGAAUGCUUUCUAAAGCAUGAAUAUAAUCACACCAUAGAGAAGCCAUAUAAAUGUCAGCAAUGUGGAAAAGCCUUUUCUUCUUCCAGUAAGGUUCGAAGACAUGAAAGAACUCAUACUGGUGAGAAACCCUACAUAUGUAACCAUUGCGGGAAAGCCUUCCCUAGUCGUGGUUCCCUUCGACGACAUGACAGGAUUCACAGUGGAGAGAAACCCUUUGUUUGUAAGUAUUGUGGGAAAGCUUUCACUGGUCAAAGUUCACUUCCACGACAUGAAAGAAUUCACAGUGGAGAGAAACCCUAUGUAUGUAAGUACUGUGGGAAGUGUUUCAUUUCUUCAAGUACCUGUCGAGUACAUGAACGGACUCACACUGGAGAGAAACUCUAUGUCUGUAACUUGUGUAAUAAAGCUGUCACUACUCGUACUUCCCUUCGAAAUCAUGAAAGAAUUCACAGUGGGGAGAAACCCUAUGUCUGUGAACAGUGUGGGAAAGGUUUCAUCUCUUCUGGUACCUUUCGAAUACAUGAGCGAAUUCACACUGGAGAGAAGCCCUAUAAGUGUAAGGAAUGUGGGAAAGCCUUCACUAUACAGAGUUCUCUUCAACGACAUGAAAGGAUUCACACUAGGGAAAAACCCUAUGACUGUAAGGAAUGUGGGAAAGCUUUUAGUGGUUACAGUUCCCUUCGACGCCAUGAAAGGAUUCACAGUGGAGAAAGACCCUAUGCAUGCAAGCAGUGUGGGAAAGCCUUUCCUGCUUUGGGUGAUUGUCAAAGACAUGAGCAAAUUCACACUGGUGAGAAGCCCUACAUAUGUAAGCAGUGUGGGAAAGCCUUUCCUGCUUUGGGUGAUUGUCAAAGACAUGAGCAAAUUCACACUGGUGAGAAGCCCUACAUAUGUAAGCAGUGUGGGAAAGCCUUCACUCGUUGUGGUUCCCUUAGAAUACAUGAAAAGACCCAUACUAGAGAGAAUUCUUAAGCAUAGAAUGUUGAAAGUCCUCCUUAUUGCAUGUCCCUUCUAUAAAUAACAUGACAGUGUUUACGGAAGAAAACAAGACUCAGUAUGAAGUUGUGAGGGCUGCCAUUAGUCAUAUUAUUAGAUUAACAAACAUAAAGAACAAACUAAGAAUGCACCCAAUAACAAAACUUGUACAGAAAUAUCAGAAACUUGAUUGUAAGAAAUAGUUUUAAAAUUCUAAAAAUUCUUCAAGUAGUGGAGUACUACAAAUGUGCAUUAUGAAAGGUUCAAUGCUCCAAAAAUUACAUAUCCUGGAAGAAAUUUUCUAAAAAUUAUAUUACACUCAUUAGUUUAUUAUUAAAAUAGAUAUAUGAACUAUUUAUUUCUAAGUUUAAUUCUUGUAAGUAAAUGGUGGCAUGGCAUAAUUCUCUGAAGUUUGCUUAAGUAAUGGGGCAAGGGUUAAUAGGUAGUAUCUUUUUACCAUUUUCCCUACCAGUCUGAAGAAUUUUGAUUGAUUGAAUGGUGGAAUGGCCUUUUGCGAUGUAGCUAUAGCACGAGUGGGUUGGCAAUAGCUUACAGUACUAGGGCAAGGUUCUCCAGAAGGAUAGAUUUGCUCUAAAUUGUCAUCUAAUAUACUGUUUCUCCUGAGUCUAGAAGUCAAGGGAGGAGAGGGGGAAUCAUCCUUGGAACUUACUAGCAAAAUUUUUGCUUCCUGUUCUGUUGGUAUUAUGGUUCAACAAAGGGAUGUCCUUCCACUGGGAGGAACAACCAUUCCUUUGAACUGAGAGCUAAGACACUCACACACAACCUACCCCUGGCUUACUCUAGGUUCUUUGUACCCUUGAGUUAACUAAAAACAGUUAUUGACGUGGGGGGCGGGGGAUGAGACUACAAUUCAUGCUAAUUAUUUUUUACUACUUGAUACAAGUUAGAGUUAUCUGGAAACAGAGAACAUCAAUUGAGGAAUUGCCUCCAUUAAAUUGACUGUAAGCAAGUCUAUGAGGAUUUUCUUGAUUAGUGAUGGAUGUGACAGGGCCACUGUGGGUGGUCCGCUCCUAGGUAGUGGUCCUGUGUUGUACAAGAAUGCAGGCUGAGCAAGCCAUAAGAAGCAAACUAAUAAUUAGUCUUCCUCCAUGAUCUCUGCUUCAAAUCCUACUUCUAAGUUCCUGCCUUGAGAUUCUACCCUGGCUUUCUCAGUGCUGGACUAUAAAGUGUAAUCCAAAACAAACCCCUUUCUCCUCAAGUUCGUUUUGGUCAGUGUUUUAGCAACAACAGCAACAAAUGAAACUAGGACAAGAGGAAAGGAAGACUAUUCUUGGAUUCCCUUAGUAUUACCAAGUGUGGUGAUCAAAACCCAUAGGAAGCUACAACUCAGUCCAAACAGGGUAAUAAAUGGCUCAGAUAUUUCAAGAAUGAAAUUGAGAGUUACUUCUCAAGGUAAAGAAUUAGCUAAUUUGGGUGUAUGGUGUUUUUAUUUACAAGGUUUUUUAAUACUAAAAUGUAUUUAAAUUAAAAAUUUUAAAACCAAGAUGUUUAGUGCUUGCUGAAGAUGAGGAAAUACAAAAUGACACCAGAAAAGAUACUUAAUAAAUAUGGUACACUUGUGAGACCUCACAAAAGUGAGGAUUCCGAUUGUUUUCUGUCUUAUUUUGUUAAAAAUCUAUGUGCUGGGCAUAUGCCUUUAAUCCCAGCACUCAGUAGGCAAAGGCACAUGAGUCCUUGUGAGUUCAAAACCAACUUGGUCUACAUAGUGAAUUCCACAACAGCCAGGGAUGCAUAAUGAGACCCUGACUCAAACAAAAAAAUAUAUGUUUAUUUUUAUAGUGUGAUGGUUAUUGUUGAUUGCAACUUAAAAAAAUCUAGAAGCACCUGUGAGAUGGGCCCCUGAGCUUGCCUGUGAGCAAUUAUCUUGAUUGCAUAAAUGAAGUAGAAAGACUCACCCACUUCUGGAAGUGCCAUUCCCUGACAGGGACCUAGGAGUGUAUAAAAGUGGAAAAAGUUAGCUAGCUGAGCACAAGCUCACAUGCAUUAAUUCAUUGCUCUCUGCUUUUGACUGUGGAAGUAAUGUGAGAAGAUGCCCCAAGUUUUUGCCAUGUUAACUUCCCCCACAGUGAUGGAAUUCUGAGCUAAACAGAAUUUUUCUUUUAUGUUGCUUUUACCUGGAUAUUUUGUCACUACAACAGGAAAUGAAGCUAAGACAUAUGCACACAUAUAUUAAGCAACUGGUCAUGUUUUCUUUCAUCUCUUUCUUUACCAUGUAAUAUAUUUAUUGAGUUAAUGUCAAUAUUGGGUAUUGUCAUAUUUAAUUGUGAUAUAGUAAAUGAAUAAGCUUUCCUAAAGGGACUUUGAUACCUAUUCUAAGGAAACAAUGUGUUAUCAGUUGUACAUGAGAAUUAUGUUAGGUGAAAUAGAUUAUUGUCUUAUUUAGAAACGGUGUAUAACAUAGGAUGUUGUUGGGUAUCAAGUUCAUAAAGGACUUGGAAUGGUUGGUCUUCAUUGUCCACUUGGCUAGUGAAAUACACCUCUACUUUUGGUGGGGAAAUUUCCACAGGAGGAGUGACAUGUGGGACAAUGACUUGAAGGGGAAAACCCACACUUAAUGUAGACAACAACUUCCAACAGCAUCCCAGAGGAAGUCUCAGGAAAAAGCAGCAGGCACAUACCUGCCUUCCCUUCAGUCUGAGUGCAUCUAUUAAAGCUACUACGAUCUCUGCUGAUACCAGACUCUAUUUUCUUCUCAACAUGGACUCAAUCCAAGUGACUCUCCAGGCAUUUCCAGUCUUUCAGCCUCAGAUUGGGACUCCUGGGGCAUUUAGCUUCUUGGGGUGGGCAGCUGCCAAGUUUUCUGCUUCUCUGGUGUGCAGCCAGCAAUGAUCAUCAGUCCCUAUCAUGUAUGACAGUCUAGUAAAAGCCUUCUAUAAUAAUUUUCUUCAUCUCAUUCCUCUGGAAAACCCUGACUAAUUGAUGUCAUUAGUUCAAAGACGGGAAUUUUUCUUUUUCAGUUUGCAAAAUGUAUUCAAUUUAAAAUUUUUUAAAGAUAUGUACAGAAUGUUUUGGAUUCCAUUUUGUCUGUUUGGUCUUGGUCCCUGCUACUAAUUGAAAACUGUUUACUUUUUUAAAAUCUCUUUGUGAACAUGCAUAUACCACAGGACAUUUGUGUAGGUCCGAGGACAACUUUGGUUGUCUUCAUGUUCCAACUUGAUUGAGGCAGGGGACUCUCUUGUUUCUGCUGCAUAUGAGAGCUGCACUGUGAACUUCUGGGGAUUCUCCUGCUUCUAUCUCCUAUCUUGUCAUAGGAAUAAUGGGAUUACAGUUGUGCAUUGCUACAUCCGGUCUUUUGGGUUUUUUUUUUUUGUUUUUUGGGUUUUUUUUUGUUUUUUUUUUUUAAACACAAGUCCUCUCACUUGCAUGGCAAGUGCUUUAUCCACAGCUGUCUCCGCUGACCAGAACUGUAUUUUUUUUUUCAGGUGUGUCGUAGGUUUCAUCAUCAAAUAUGACUUUUCUGUAUGUGGCUAAUUUCAAUCAUCUGGACUAGUUUUAGCUUUUAUAACUUACUCAAAUAUUUUCUACAAUGCCCUGAACACUGUCCUCCAGUAAAUACAGAUGUUCUUCAAAUUUGGUAAUAUUUGCUUCCAUAAACUCACACUGAAAUGAGUUCAUAAAUUGAAAAUGACUUCUACACCUAGGUUACUGAAUUUCAAAGCUAAGUUGGGACUAAAUUUAAUAUGUUCAAAUUAAAACAGACUAGAAAGAGAAAAUUAUGAGAAAGAAAAUAAGCCCUUUCCCCCCUUCCCCCAUAGUCUCGUUGGUUCUUUUUGCUAAUAAAAGCCAGAAACUUGAGAUACCACUGAUAAAACUCAAAUUGAAAAGUCUGGCAUAGUGGUGCACACCUUUAGCCCCAGAAUUUGGGAGGCAAAAGCAGGUGGAUCUCUGAGUUUUAGACCAGCCUAUUUUGUGCAGCCAGUUCCAGGACAGAUAAGGCUACACAGUGUGACUCUGUGUCAUAAGUUAAAAAAACAAAACAAAAAAAAAAAAAAGGAAGAAAAAAGAAACAGCUAAGCUGCCAUGGGGAAAAUAUAUGUUCUAUGACAUUCUUGUCAAAGACAAAUUUUCAUAUUUAAGGUUAAAAUGAUGUAUAUCCUUGAGUUUCUAGUGCUUACCUCUCAUUACUAAAUUUGGAAAAUUUCUCACAUAAACUGCCUUAAAAUUUUGUUUAUAAGACAAAAUUCUUUAACUUUGUUAAGGACUAUAUUCUCUAAGAAGCAUUUUUGCUUUGUUGUUUUCCA
Molecule: messenger RNA, 5918 nt
Organism: Peromyscus maniculatus bairdii (prairie deer mouse)
Lineage: Eukaryota; Metazoa; Chordata; Mammalia; Rodentia; Cricetidae
Biological process (GO): regulation of transcription by RNA polymerase II
Cellular component (GO): nucleus
Molecular function (GO): DNA-binding transcription factor activity, RNA polymerase II-specific; RNA polymerase II cis-regulatory region sequence-specific DNA binding
Source: RefSeq, a predicted model, not a curated record